AUGUCUGACUCAAAUACUAAUGAGUUUGAAAGUGAAACAGCUAGUGAAAACGGAAACUCAGAAUAUGAAUUCAAUACUAGUUAUAAUGAAGGAUCCAAUAAUACGUUUAAUGAGAUAGAUAAAGUCUCUGACGAUUUACCGACAUAUCAAAGAUUUAUGUUAUCAUUAGAUGAAUGUGGUAGAAUAUUCGGUCCCCAAGGUCAAUACUUAAGAAAAAUUAAACAGGAUAAUCAUGUUAAGAUAGAUGUCACCGAAAAACAAGUUGGUUGUUCCGAUAGAAUUUUAACUUGUGCAGGUACUAUUCAAAAUAUUAGUCAAGCAAUGACUGAUAUUGUAUCAUUAUUAAUAAGUAAUCAACCAAUUGAAAUUAAAAAAUAUCCAUUUUAUUUCUUAAAUUCAUUCUUACCACCACCUGAGUUAUCAGAUUUUAAUACAAUUUCAUCAUUAAAUGAAAUUUAUAAUAUUAGAGUCAUUUUAACUAAUACACAGAUUUCUUCAAUUAUUGGGAAACAAGGCCGUACUAUUAGACAUUUGAUUGAUGUUAACGAUGUUAAGAUUGUUGCAUCUCGUAAUUUUUUACCUGAUUCAGAUGAAAGAAUCCUUCAAAUACAAGGUCCAGCAGAGGCAAUUGGUUCUACAAUUGAUGAUAUUGCAAAGACUUUGAAUGCAGAGAUUAAUAUUGAUCAAAUCACGGAAAGACAUUAUUUCCCACAUGUAUUAGCUAAUAGUGAACAAAAGAUUGUAACAUUCCGUUCAUCCAAUAACAACAAUAAUAAUACUGCUAGUAAUAAUUCUGCUGCUAGUAAUGGUAAUAGUAAUAAUCAUAAUAGUAACAACAAUCAAAGAAGAUCUUCAAGAUCUUAUGAAGGUCAAUUUCAAGCUACUGUAUUGAUUCCAGAUACUUUGGUUGGUGCUAUGAUGGGUACUAGAGGUAAUAGAAUUUCAAAUUUAAGAAAAUUCACACAUACAAGGAUUGAUACAGGUAAGAUGGAUGAUGUAGAAUCAAAUUAUGUUGAUACCGCUAAUGAAACAUUUAGAAAGUUUAUAAUUAGUGGUGAUAAUAUGGACAAUGUUAAAAAAGCUGAAGCGUUAUUAAAUUCCAAUUUGGAAAGUGAAAUUAAAAGACGUGAAGAAGCUGAAAUUAAUGAUAAUUAA
Molecule: messenger RNA, 1155 nt
Organism: Maudiozyma barnettii
Lineage: Eukaryota; Fungi; Ascomycota; Saccharomycetes; Saccharomycetales; Saccharomycetaceae
Product: KH domain-containing protein
Exons: 1
Coding region: 1-1155 (384 amino acids)
Biological process (GO): 3'-UTR-mediated mRNA stabilization
Cellular component (GO): cytoplasm; nucleus
Molecular function (GO): mRNA 3'-UTR AU-rich region binding
Source: RefSeq, a predicted model, not a curated record